GCUAUUUGGAAAAGAGGAAAGAAUGUGGAGUUUAUAGUUAAAAAAAUGCAACAGGCUAUUAUUAAUAUAGAGUUGUGGGCAAGGCAAUGGGGAUUCAAAUUCUCAGUGGACAAAACGAAGGUAAUUAUAUUUUCAAAAAAACAAAAAACAAAUAAGAUAAUAGAAUUAAAAUUAUAUAAUCAAAAAAUCGAACAGGUAAAGAGUAUAAAAUUCUUAGGUUUGUGGUUUGAUGAAAAAUUAAAGUGGAAUAUUCACAUCCAAAAGAUUGUCGAUAAAUGUAAGAGAAAGUUGAAUAUAUUAAGAUGUUUGGUGGGUAAUGAUUGGGGAGCAGAGAGACAAUCGUUACAGCAGAUAUAUAUGGGGAUAAUUAGAUCUGACAUUGAUUAUGGAUGCUUAGUGUACAGUUCAGCAGCCAAAACUCAUUUGGAUAAAUUAGACAGUAUUCAACAUCAAGCACUAAGAUUAUGUACUGGAGCAUUCAAAACAACACCAACGGCAGCAUUAGAAGUAGAAACGGGGGAAAUGCCACUAGAUUUAAGGAGGACUAAAUUAGGAAUUAAUUACUGGUUAAAUUUGAUGGGCAAUAAGGAAGGACAUCCAACUCAGGAAAUUCUAAAACCAUGUUGGGAAAAAGAAAAGAAAGAGAUGAGAAGUUAUGGAUGGAAAAUUGAAAAGGACUUAAAGGAACUAAAAGUGGACACUUUAGAAAUUAGUCAAUCAGAUCCAAUAUCAGUUAUACCACCCUGGAUUCUACCAGAAGCUAUAGUAGAUUUAUCAAUAAUGGCAAAGAAACAGGAAAAAUCACAUGUAAUAGAUAGGUUUGCAGUGCAAUUGCAUUUAAAUAGUUAUUAUGGACAUGUUCAAAUUUAUACAGAUGCAUCAAAAAUUGACGGAAGAAUAGGAAUAGCAUUUACAAUCCCAGAAUUCAAUGUGAAUAUAGGGAAGCGAGUCACGGAUAGGUUAUCAAUUUAUACAGGAGAAUUGUUAGCAAUACUUUUGGCAUUACAAUGGAUAGAGGAUGUAAAACCAUUGCAAGCAAUAAUUUGCUCAGAUUCAAGUUCAGCUUUGAUAAGUAUAAAAUAUAAUAACACAGAUAGUAGGAUGGAUAUCUUAUUAGAAAUAUAUCAUACUCUGUUUAGAAUACAAAAUAUGGGGUUAGUAGUGAUAUUUGUGUGGGUUCCAGCACAUAUAGGGUUAGUAGGAAAUGAGAAGGCUGAUAAAACGGCAAAGAAGGCAACACAUAAUCCUAUUAGUUUCACAGUUAGGAUGAGUAACUCUGAAGGGAAAAGUAAAGUCAAAGAAGAACUGAAGAAAAUAUGGCAGAGAAGGUGGGACGAAGGAUUAACAGGAAGGUGGUUUUAUAAAAUUCAGAAGGCUGUGGGAAGGAAAAGAAGAGGAAGAAGAAGUAGGAAGGAGGAAAGAAUAAUAACAAGGUUAAGGUUCGGUCAUACAGGGCUUAAUUAUUCGCUUUUUAAAAUACAGAAGCAUAAAAAUGGAAAAUGUGAGUAUUGUGAGAAGUUUGAAACAAUAGAACAUGUUAUUUUAGAGUGUUGUAAAUAUGAAGAAGAGAGAAGAUGCAUGUUGAAGGAGUGCGAAGGUAGUAAAGAAAAGUUUAAUUUAAUAGAAUUUGUGAGGAGAGAUCUGGGAAGUAGACAUAUUCAAAUAAUUAUUCGGUAUCUUAAAAAAACAAAGUUAUUCCAUAGAAUCUGAGUAGAGAAAGAUAUAUAACUAUAUGCAAGUUAGGGAAUUUUUGAGGA
Molecule: messenger RNA, 1757 nt
Organism: Nematolebias whitei (Rio pearlfish)
Lineage: Eukaryota; Metazoa; Chordata; Actinopteri; Cyprinodontiformes; Rivulidae
Exons: 3
Coding region: 46-1710 (554 amino acids)
Molecular function (GO): nucleic acid binding; RNA-DNA hybrid ribonuclease activity
Source: RefSeq, a predicted model, not a curated record